AUGAAGGGAUUCAGACAGAGAGUGCACGAGCAGUUGUCGAGGGCGAAGGACGCCAACAAGUCGUCGAAGAAGAAAGACUCCAACUCAACAUCCUCGGGCCAGGCAUCUCUCGGCAUUUCCAACACACAGCAAUCGACAUCGCCUAACCAAGGUACCCCGACAUCAUCCACGACUUCUCUUAAUGAUGCGCGAAAGUCGCCGGACGAUGCUUCCCCGGCAGGGACUCCUUCCGGGGGUAACGCCACAGCCCAGCAUUUUACUUCCCAAGGAGCCGGUAUCCCAGGCCAGCCUGCGAACAAUGGACCGGGUACCCCAACGCGACAAGGACAGCCUGUGGCUCCCAGCGUGAUCAUUAGCCCCAGCGCUCCGGUAAGAUCGCCUUCCCCCUCGGAUGAAGGUGACCUCGAUGAACCUGACUCAUUCUCUGCGAUCUCACAGCAUGCUCCUCCCCCUGGAGCUGCCGAGACGAUGCCCGGAGACCUCGCACCCCCAAGGAAGUCCCAUGUUUUCGAUCGCCUCCAGACCACCCCCAAAGACAUGUCGGAAGGAAUUCGGACCCCUAAGCGCCAGCACUCGUCGCGAUUCGACAUUUCCGACCAGCGCCAACGAGAGCUGGAGAAAUUGCCAGGUUUCCACGAAGUGGCCCCUAACCGACGCCAGGAGCUGUUCAUGCAAAAGAUCGAUCAGUGCAACAUUAUCUUCGACUUCAAUGAUCCUACGGCAGACAUGAAAUCCAAAGAGAUCAAGAGGUUGGCUCUUCACGAGCUCUUAGAUUACGUCGCCAAUAACCGGUCCGUGAUCACUGAGCCCAUGUACCCCCGGGUGGUGGAGAUGUUCGCCAAGAACCUGUUUCGACCUAUUCCUCCACCAAUGACCCCACAGGGCGAAGCAUUUGAUCCUGAAGAAGAUGAGCCUGUUUUGGAAGUUGCUUGGCCACAUAUUCAAGUUGUCUACGAGUUCUUCCUGCGAUUUAUCGAGAGUCAGGACUUCAACACCAAUGUUGCGAAGCAAUACAUCGAUCAUCAGUUUGUGCUGCAGUUGCUCGAUUUGUUUGACUCGGAGGACCCUCGCGAGCGUGAUUUCCUCAAGACUACCUUGCAUCGGAUUUACGGCAAAUUCUUGAACCUGCGAUCAUAUAUUCGGCGAUCGAUCAACAAUGUGUUCUUCCAGUUCAUGUAUGAGACUGAGAGACACAACGGUAUUGCUGAAUUACUGGAAAUCCUGGGCUCCAUCAUCAACGGCUUCGCCUUGCCUCUCAAGGAAGAGCACAAGCUAUUUUUGACCAGGGUUCUGCUUCCCAUGCACAAGGUCAAGAGCCUAAGCAUGUACCACCCGCAGUUAGCCUACUGUAUCGUUCAGUUCCUGGAGAAAGACUCGACACUGACGGAAGAUGUUGUUCUCGGUUUGUUGCGCUACUGGCCGAAGACGAACAGCACCAAGGAAGUGAUGUAUCUGAACGAGGUGGAAGACAUCUUUGAAGUCAUGGACCCGGCCGAGUUUGCGAAGGUGCAGGAGCCUCUCUUCAACCAACUUGCCAAGUCCGUAGCCAGUCCCCACUUCCAGGUUGCUGAGCGCGCUCUUUACUUCUGGAACAACGAGUACUUCUGCAAUCUGGUGAGCGACAAUGUGGAAACUAUCCUUCCAAUCAUGUUUGCUCCGCUUUACGAAAACUCUAAGGGGCAUUGGAACCGCACCAUCCACAGUAUGGUCUACAAUGCCAUGAAAAUGUUCAUGGAAAUCAACCCGCAGCUCUUCGACGAGUGCUCUCACGAGUACACCGAGCAGCAGAACAGUGCCGAUCAGCGAGAGAAAUUCCGUCAAGAUCGAUGGGACACGAUCGAACAGCAAGCGACAAGCAGAAAGAACGGAGUUCCUCCCCCUCCUGCCCCCGUUCUCGAUGUGCCUGAGCCUAUCGAUGAGGUUGAGGCUAUGACCCAUGAGAGUCAGAAGAAAUUGAAUACCUUGAAGCUCCAGGAGGACACCGAGAUCUCCAAGGACCGACCUGCUCGGGAAGGAACCCCAACUUCGGUGAGUUUAGUGCAUCUCUGA
Molecule: messenger RNA, 2049 nt
Organism: Penicillium atrosanguineum
Lineage: Eukaryota; Fungi; Ascomycota; Eurotiomycetes; Eurotiales; Aspergillaceae
Product: protein phosphatase 2A regulatory subunit RTS1
Exons: 5
Coding region: 1-2049 (682 amino acids)
Biological process (GO): signal transduction
Cellular component (GO): protein phosphatase type 2A complex
Molecular function (GO): protein phosphatase regulator activity
Source: RefSeq, a predicted model, not a curated record